This is a messenger RNA of Cyclocybe aegerita, 963 nucleotides long. The record is from the annotation of a GenBank genome assembly. NCBI's taxonomy places the organism in Eukaryota, Fungi, Basidiomycota, Agaricomycetes, Agaricales, Hemipholiotaceae.
AUGUCCAAACGAUCACUACUGUCUCUUGGACUCCCCAAGGACUCGCUUUCUCUUUUGACGCGUCAUGGCUACGAAAAUGUGCCGGACCUCCUCACCGCGACUCCGGAGUCAUUGGCCAGAGACCUUGGGAUAUCUUUGGAACAAGCCGAUGGGCUACUGGAACGCGUUCGAAAGCCGCAAACGCCUCUGACCACCCUUCCAACGACCCAAUCAGUAGCAACGAUGGUUCAUCAAGCGUCCCGAAUCCCGACUGGAAGUUCUUCUCUCAAUAAGAUGCUGCAAGGUGGUUUACUGAGGGGCCACGUCCUGGAAUUAUCUGGACCUCCAGGAAGUCCGAAAGAGAGACUCUCGAUGAGCAUAGCCUCCGCGUUCGUAAAUGUUGGAGAAGAAAUCCUAUUCGUCGAUUGCCAAAACAUGACCAGUUCUUCCGUGCUGAUUAACACUUUGAGAAAGUCUCUGAAAGGAAGAUCAGACAUCCAACGUUAUGUGCACUACUUUUGUAUGCAUACCCUACCCGAACUUCUGUUCUUUGUGUAUCAGCUACCCAAGCUCCUGGCGUUGCAUUCGAAGAUAUCUUUGCUUGUCAUUAAUUCAGUCUCCUUCCCGUUUCAAAACCCUGGGGUUGGCAUUUCCCAAAAGAACGGACAACUGGAUAAGCUGAAGCAGGGCUUGUCCAAGGCGAGCGCAUCGUCCAAUCUGACCAUUGUGACGACAUCGCAGCUCGCCACCAAGGCGCUGAACGCAGAUGGAUCAUCGGGAACCUUCGAUUCCGGCGCACGAGGAGUCAUGCUGCCUCAGCUUGGACCGGGAUAUCUCCCAAAUGGCAGGAGCUAUCGAAUUUUGGUUGCCCCUGAUAGUCCAACCUCAGGUGUCCUCAAGUUGCUCUCGUCUCCGAAACAUUCCUUGGGAAGCGUGCCCACCAUCGUUGAGCCUUACUCCACUACGGAAAUAGGUGUCAUUUGA